CGUUAGUAGAAUGCGGUGCAAGUCUGACGCAUUGAUCAUUGUGCCAUUUAUCAUUGUUGCGAUCAUUCCAGGACAGACCUGCCUCAAGAUUUAUGCUACAUUUUACAUUUAAAUUCGAGUCAUUUAGCAGAUGCUCUUAUCCAGAGUGAUUUACAGAAGUGAGUGCAUACAAUUUCGCACUUUUUAAAAAAUAUUUAUUUUUCUUUAUUCUCAAAGCAUUCAAAAAAAUAGGCCUAUGUUUUACUGAAACGCCACGUUUGGGUAACCGGAAUAAAGCAACAAUAUCUUCAACUAUUUAUCUUGACGUUUGUUUACAGUGAGUCAUUCAAAUGGACAAUAAACAUUCACAAGCGAAGGCAGAGACGGCACAGGAGACCCGUCCGCCCGCUAAAGACUCACCUUUCUCUAUCAAGAACCUGCUCAACUUCGACAGUAAACCUUCCAACCCGAAGACGCUGCUUGCCACCACCAAAGGACUAUUGGAAGGAGGUUUCUCUCUCUCCCGGAUCGGUGAUUUAACUUUUCCUAGUUUUGACAUCCCAGCCCAGAGAUUUGGAUUACCGGCGCACUAUUUGGAACGACCGUCGGCGUGGUGGUAUCCCUACGCGCUUGGCACAUCGGGACACCAUCUCUACAGGACCGGAGGGUUUGAGAAGGCCAUCGUGAGAGACACACCAUCAACAGGCGGAGACCGAGACACACCGGAGCUGCUGCGAAAAUCACCCGACCAAGACGACCAAGAGGACGACAAAAACAACGACAAAAACAUAAGUACUGAUGAUGUCGUUCUGGAGGAGAGCGAUGGGGAUGAACCAAAGAAGGAAGUAGAGUUGGUGGAUGACUGGAGGAAAAUUAAAGACGAGAACUCGGAUAAAAAAACGUGUCGGAAAAAGAAAACGCGGACAGUCUUUUCAAGGAGUCAGGUAUUUCGGUUGGAGUCAACGUUCGAUAUGAAACGGUACCUCAGUAGCUCGGAACGGGCAGGCCUGGCGGCAUCCCUACACCUCACAGAGACCCAGGUGAAAAUCUGGUUCCAGAACAGAAGGAACAAGUGGAAACGACAGUUGGCCGCGGAACUCGAAGCGGCCAAUCUGAGCCACGCCGCGGCCCAGAGGAUAGUCCGCGUUCCCAUAUUGUACCACGAGAACACCGGCUCAGAAACGGGCAGCGCUGGGAACGUGUCAGUCAGUCAGUCCCUACUAACAUUCCCUCAUCAAAUGUACUAUUCACAUCCACUAGUCACAUCCGUGCCGCUGCUGAGACCAGUUUGAGAGACUCGUUUAUUGUGUUGAUAUUUCUGUAUUGUAAUUUCUGUAUUACAAACAUUAUUAGGCCUAUUUUUAUUUAUUUUUAAUCUAUGAUAAUAGUUGGUGUUGGUUAAAAGGCUUUGUAUAUUGUACAGGUCUAUUAUGACAAAUGUUGUAUUUAUUAUAAUUAUUAUAAUUAUUAUUUGUAUUCCCGUGUCCAAAACUGAAAUAUUCCCUCCUAAUCAAAUAAUUUCAUAUUCAAUUGUUGUGCGUCCAAAGUACUCUGAACAUUUGGCAUUGAUAUUGCUUUAAUUUAACUGAUGGGUUUUAUAUGUUUUUAAACAGGGUGGAAACGUAUAGGUCUGUGUCUCCCAUGUAGCCUACGACAUUUUACAAUGAAUUACAUCGAUGUUUUGUGUGAGAUUAAAACAAAUCCUAAGUAAAGUUAAUAUUUCAUCAAGUAUAGCCGUUUAUGUGUAAUAGUUAUAUAGUUCUACUGUUGGCUUCACGUACACGGUAUAAUGGCUCACAGCUGAAAAAUAACUACUACUUUGACCUAUAUCGUUUUAUAGCGCAAGACAGAGAGGACAAAUCAUAUGUUCUUUAAGUAUGGAAAAUCAUAGGCUAUACGUCUCACAAUGUUAUCGCAGAUUUUUACUUGCUGUCAACGCGAAAUGUAAUUUUUUUUUAAAAUAAUCCGUGAUAAGAGUUUCACCAAAUGGCCAAAACAUGAAGAUUUUUUUUUUUUACAUUGCUGAAUAAAUCGGGAAAUACGUUCCCGACUACACCGAGUGUAUUUAGAAACAUACAUGUUUUCAUCUAUACCUUUAAUAAAACGUGGGACGUUGAAUGUAUGUUUCGUAUCAAACACAGUAUGUCCAGUCCUUGCAUUAGAUUACAUUUUAGAGUUAAACAUGGCGCUCCUUUGGGGAAACAUUUUAUGUGUCAUUCAUUUUAAGGGAUUUGGAAUUCAUCAAGACAAUUUGAAGGCUUUAACUUACAGACAACAAAAUCAUAGCACGCAUUUAAUGAAUAAAAUAAUAUCAUAUAAUAGAUUUUUAGCUAAUUAUAUUUCUCUAUUGUCAGUGGAUGACUCGUCCCAGAGAUAUCCUACUGGGCACGUACGUCUAUUCCUCGUUGGUUCAACGUAAUUUCGUUGAAAUGGCGUGGAAACAACGUUGAUUCAGCCAGUGUGCUCAGUGGGAUAUGACUCUGGACCAAACAAUAAAUGAUUUCAACAUUACUGAUAUCAAAACACAUAUUUCAAUCAUUUCUUGAAUUUGGCCCAUAGGCUAUAUAUAGAUAAGACUAAAGAUGAAGAGAUGUCUUCACAAAAUAAAUUAUAUUUAAUUUAUUGUGGUAUUUUCAAGAACAGAAUGGUAAAAUCGCCAAAGGCCAAUUUUCAGACAGAAACUAGGCGCCUUUCCGAAUCCGUCUGAGAGGAUUAAGGCUUGGAUUCACAUCUCUGUAAGGAAUAAGUACAACGAAAUCAGCUCACUAAUUUGUAACAAACAAUAAUUAAUCUCCAAUUAGUGGCUAUAAUACAGCACGGAAUAGUGGAAAUUCAAAAUAGAGCUAUAUGUCUACAACAUUUGAUCUUGAAGGGCAUUUUAAUUUGUAAUAUUCAAAUAUUGACUGUGGAACUUUGGGUAAACGUCAGGUGUGCAUAGCAUUCAUUUGUUGCAGACUGAGUUGGGUUGGGGAGCGCUUUGGUGCGUGUGUCUCUCUCCAGCACGGUUUAAAAUGACCGGGUCUCUUCCCAGCUUGUGAUUGGUCCAUGAGAAUCCUACCUACGCGCAAACAAAGUAACUGAACGUUGUAUGGGAGUGAUGGUACUCGGGGAAUUCAGACAUAACUUUGCAGAAGGAGAACAAACCCGCUUCUGAAAAAAUAUCCAACGGGUUCCACAUUUAUUGCCUGAAUGUUAAAGGUUCUAAAUGUUUAUCAGAAUGAAGAAAUCUGAAGACAGUGGCAGUAAAGUAUCAUUUACCUCAGUUUCCAAUUUUACUAUUCAGUCAAUUCUUGGAACUGUGUCCGAGGACGCGCACAAGGACAGUUGCGAUUCUAGUUCCGACGCGGGGCUGCUGCAGAGACAACGCAUGCGCUCCGUGUCUUCAGAAGGAUUCAGCGGCGGGGAGGAUUCUACAGACUUCUACCCUUUACCCGGAGGAAAGAAACCACGCAAUGACCUCAACGAUCUCACACUUUCUUGUCUAAGUGACAAAAACAGACUAAUUCUGGGGCAAGAGAUGGUGAAGAGACAUCAACUUUUUCAUGAUUAUAAAGAAGGUGACCAGAGAUACUACAACCGAACAUCAGCUGCUAUUUCAGAAGAAAAGGGUCAUAUUGACGACGACGUAACAUCCAACUCGUCCAGAAAGAAGUCUCGGACCGUAUUCUCGCGGAGUCAGGUUUACCAACUGGAAUCGACGUUUGACCUGAAACGUUACCUUAGCAGUACAGAACGAGCUAGUCUCGCCUCCAGUCUCCAGUUGACAGAGAUACAGGUGAAAACUUGGUUCCAGAAUCGGAGGAACAAGUGGAAACGUCUGCUCUCUGCGGAGAUAGAAGCGGCGAACAUGGCUCACGCGUCAACCGCAAAAACUCUGGUUGGGAUGCCGUUCUUCUUCAAAGAGAAUUUCCGGCUACGGAUUCCUGUCCCUGGAUCGAUGACUUUCCCUACACCUCUAUGUUAUCCCGGGAGCAACAUG
Messenger RNA from Oncorhynchus mykiss (rainbow trout), 3958 nucleotides. The record is from RefSeq and is a predicted model, not a curated record. Lineage: Eukaryota; Metazoa; Chordata; Actinopteri; Salmoniformes; Salmonidae.